AUGCCUCCGGAGAAAAUACCACUGCGGACGAACACGAUGCCAGCAUAUCCUGCAGACAAGCCACCUGUGCUUCGACCUGCCGCUACAAUCAACCUGGCUAAGGACUCUCAGGAUUCAUUUCAAUCUCCUUUGCCUUAUCCUGAGGAAGAUGCUUUUCUUAUUGACCCCCUCUCCGUUUCUCGCGAUGCAACCUCCAGCGACGGACCCAUGCCAGCCAUCUACAUGCCAACGCUGCCGUCCGAGUCAACGGUCAGUGCUCCCCUAGGGCAGCGGCCUAUAAAUACAGAUGGACAUCCAUUCAAGUCUCCUGGAACAGAGCCGAAAGAAUGGAAACCGCCGAGCUUUGACCCGGAAAGGGAUGGUGUGAAGGUAGACCGGCCGGUCGGGAGCUAUCGACGAUACUCGGAGAACAAAAACGACGCAGCGUCGGAUCGUCUACCCAACUGCCCUCGAAUGAAACCAGUCGUUGGCAAGGUCGACUGGCUUACGCUACCAAGAACUGACUUCAACAUUUGUCCUGACUGCUACGGUCAGGUGUUUGCCAACUCGGGCUAUCGAACCCAUUUCCAGCCGGUGUUGCGUCCGACUGUUGACGCAAUAUCUUGUGAUUUUGGGUCAUCACCGUGGUACAGAAUAGCAUGGCUUCUCAUAUUGAAGAAUAACGGCACAGAUCUACAAGUUUUCCACGAUAUUGCUGCCAUCAGCACUGCGUGUCGCGGCUACCGCUGCCCUGGAGACCGCAGGACAACCAGAGAUUGGUACACAGUCAGAGAUCCGUACACGAAGCGCCGAGUUCCAGAGUUUACCGUCUGCUACCAGUGUGCCAAGACUGUCGAGGCUCUCUUGCCCAGCUUGAGCGGCGUCUUUGUACCUCUAGAUUCGAGGUCAAGCCCUAUUCGCAGCAACUGCGCACUACAUUUUGCGCCUGAUCGAACAGACUUUGUAUUAUACUUUGACUCAUUCGAAACUACGGCCGAUAAAGCUGAGAGCUCCAAAAGGGGUCCUGAUUUGAGCGACCUGGCACAGAAGCUGGAGCGCCUGUCCGUCCACAAUACCUGCCGAGAAGACAAGCCCAUCUCAGACGGAUACUGGCACUUUAUGCAGUUCCUGCCCCAGUUUACGGUCUGCGCCGACUGCUUUGAGGAUGUCGUGCAGCCACGGCUCCAAGACGAAAAUAGGCUUGCGAAAAACUUUUACAUCAAGCCGCAAAAGAUUUCGCUGGCGACCUGCCAACUGUAUUCGCCGCGGAUGCGCGAGGUCUUCAAGCGGGCAUGUCGGAAGGAUGAUCCCAAAUAUCUGGAAAUCAAGGUCACGGAGAGGCUGGAAAUUGAGUCCAGCAUCAAAAGCAAGCUAGCGAGGCUAGACAGGGACGCACAGAGGGACGCGCGAACGGAGAAGCAGAUUGAUGCCCUAGUUGAGGAGUGGAAAGAGUGGGAAUGA
Cordyceps fumosorosea ARSEF 2679 is the source of this 1440-nucleotide messenger RNA. RefSeq lists its product as hypothetical. Lineage: Eukaryota; Fungi; Ascomycota; Sordariomycetes; Hypocreales; Cordycipitaceae. The record is from RefSeq and is a predicted model, not a curated record. The transcript has a single exon. Bases 1 to 1440 code for a protein of 479 amino acids.